UGACCUCUGAACUCCAGUCCCUGCACGACAGAGCUCGGUAAAAAAUAAAAAUGGCUGAAGUGGAUUUCGGAGACAGUGAGCUCUUUCAGCAGCUUGACGACUCCGCGCCGGCGCUGCCGACGCACAUUCGCUUCUCAGAUGACGAGGGAGAGGAGCAGGAGGAGACGAGCCAGCCCCGGAGCAAGCUGGAUGAGAGCGACGACUACAUCCAGAAGCUCACUGAGGAAAAUACAGUUCUGAGGAGGAAACUCAACAUCUUGACGCGACCAAGCGGCAUCACAGUGGAAGAUGUCAACAACGACGGGCCACUUCUUCAGAUCCUUUACGCAAACAACGGUAUUUCGAAGCAGUGUCGUCAGGAGAUUGAAGAUUGCAUCUGCAGCGUGAUUAUGAAGCACCAGAAACCAGACCAUGAAAAGAAAAAAUCCUCCUUUCACGUGAAACCUCAGUGUUCGGCGUUUGCGAUGGACGACGAGCCACCGAAGACGUCCUCCAGCAGUGUGAGAACAACAACAGAAGCCUUUAAAGUGGUUGGAAGCGUCUUAUAUUUCACUUCUUUCAGUGUUGAUAAACUUGGACAGCCUCUGGUCAGUGAAAACCCUCAGCUGACAGAUGGAUGGGACAUUCCAACCUAUCACCAGGUUUUUAACCAAGUUGUUGGAACAGAUGGAAAGGAUAUCGAAAUGAAAGACAAAAGACCAAAGUCCAUGUGUUUCAACUGUGGCUCCGCCAGCCAUCAGCUGAGAGAUUGUCCCAAGCCUAAAGACAUGGCUGCAAUCAAUGAAAGAAGAAAAGAGUUCAAUCAAAACAGCAACCAGGGCCCACAGAGUAACCAACGAUACCAUGCGGAUGAAGUGGAGGAGCGGUUUGCUAAAUACAAGCCUGGAGUCAUGAGUGAGGAGCUGUUGUCUGCACUGGGAAUUGAUGGCAACACCCUGCCUCCUCUGAUUUAUCGCAUGAGGCAGCUUGGCUACCCACCGGGUUGGCUCAAAGAGGCAGAGAUGGAAAACUCUGGCAUAGCAAUGUAUGAUGGAAACGCUUCAAAUAAUGGCAACGUAACGGAGAAUAGCAAUUCACAAAACAUCUCUUAUGAUGUUUCCAAACUGGUGGAUUUCCCAGGCUUUAAUGUACUUACACCAAACAAAAUGAAAGAUGAGUUCAUGCAGUAUGGUUCAGUUCCAAUACAGAACCACCAGAUGAAGCAAAACUAUGCCGCCUACUUGUCCAACAACUUUCCUAUGCCUGGUGCCACCAGCAACAAGAGGCGGCAUGAAUCGGACUCAUCUCCACAUCAAAGGAAGAGGAAUAGGCCCAGUCCUGAUCAGAACUCUAGCAGGAGCUCAGAUAUGGAUAUUGAAUCAGACCCAGGAACACCCUUUAAAUCUCCAGGCCCAGGUGACUUCCAGUUCCAACCACCGCUGCCCCCUGGCUCUCCUUGCUUCAGUUCACCUCCUCCCUUACCCCAGGGCACUCCUCCAGCUACACCCACUCCCCCACCUCUCCCUAAAGGUACACCUCCUCAUACGCCCAACAACGGCUCUCCGGCUCUGCGAGGGCAGAAAUGGGUUGUAGUUGAUGAUGCUGUGGAGGGAGCAGACGAUGACCUGACAUUGGAGGAACUGGAAGAGCAGCAGAGGCUGAUUUGGGCAGCUCUAGAAAAUGCUGACACCGCCACAAAUAGUGACUGUGAGACACCUGUGAUGGGAACACCAAUACCCAGUUCACCAAGUGUGUCCACGCCUGCACAUAUCGACACAGAAACAGAAGAGGCAGAAGAAGCAAUGGACACAGUGAGACCUGCAGACGCUUGCCAUGGCAGUGAAAAUCAAAAGGAACCAGAAGUUCAAGAGAUUUGCGCUCUGAGUCCUGGACCAAUCAAGGCUGAGGAAGACAGCCCUCAAAGCCCUGAACAGCUCAAAGGCCAAGACAAUGGCCCACAGAGUCCUGGUCCAGUCAAAUCCCAGGAUGACAACCCACAGAGCCCUGAACCACUCAAAGCCCAAGACGAUGGCCAACAGAGUCCUGGUCCAGUCAAAUCCCAGGAUGACAACCCACAGAGUCCUGGUCCAGUCAAAUCCCAGGAUGACGACCCACAGAGUCCUGAGCCACUCAAAGCCCAAGACGAUGACCCACAGAGUCCUGGUCCAGUCAUAUCCCAGGAUGACAACCCACAGAGUCCUGAGCCACUCAAAGCCCAAGACGAUGGCCCACAGAGUCCUGACCCGGUCAAAUCCCAGGAUGACAACCCACAGAGUCCUGAGCCACUCAAAGCCCAAGACGAUGGCCCACAGUGUCCGGGUCCAGUCAAAUCCCAGGAUUACAACCCGGAGACCCCUGAUCCAGAUUUCUCUAACAGGGGUGCCACAGAUUGUGCUUCCCCUAAGCAUGCCGAGAAGAUAACAGCUGUUCCUCAUCGGAGCAGGUUUGCAGCUGGCAUCGUUCCAUUCGAAGAUACACCGGAAUUCACUGAAGUUGCUGAAGCCACAGGGACAUACCUUAGGAUCAGAGACUUACUUAAAAGUUCCCCUCGCAAUUUGAAGAAAAAAUAAAAAUUUACAUUGUUGAUUUGGACAUGAGGAUGAAUGUUUUUUUAUUUUAUUUUAUUUUAUUUUUUUACAAAAAACUUUUUUUCAUUUCCAUCCCCAGCCUAUCAAGUAUAUUUUUUUAGCCGUUUAUUGUUUUAUACCAAGUUAAUUAUGUAUGCUGUAUUUACAUUUCAUCUGUAAACAUAUAAUGUGGGAGGGGCAGUGGCAGAUGAUGCAACAGCAAUGGUUUGUAGAUUUUGACUGAUAAGUCUCAGAUUUUUGAAGUAAGUAGUGUAACUGGAGCUGUUGAUUUUAUUGUAAAAUUUGUAAAAUGGCAAUUUGAUGUUGUUUAAAUGGCUUUUUCUAUUUUUGUCCCACUUGAAUUGAUCUAAAAUCAUCAAGUAAA
Molecule: messenger RNA, 2931 nt
Organism: Scophthalmus maximus (turbot)
Lineage: Eukaryota; Metazoa; Chordata; Actinopteri; Pleuronectiformes; Scophthalmidae
Gene: zcchc8
Product: zinc finger, CCHC domain containing 8
Exons: 14
Coding region: 51-2549 (832 amino acids)
Cellular component (GO): catalytic step 2 spliceosome
Molecular function (GO): zinc ion binding; RNA binding
Source: RefSeq, a predicted model, not a curated record